Tauraco erythrolophus (red-crested turaco) is the source of this 750-nucleotide messenger RNA. The record is from RefSeq and is a predicted model, not a curated record. Lineage: Eukaryota; Metazoa; Chordata; Aves; Musophagiformes; Musophagidae.
AUGAAGAUCUACUCUGUUCGAGUAGAAGUCAUUGGCUACCCAUUUCUCUUGCAUUUGGGGCCAGAAGAUGCAUCCGAGAUGGAGGAACAUGGAGAAACCAUGCAGCAUGCUGGGGAAAGUGAGGCUUGUAUCCUGCCGGAGCAGAAUAGUAAAUUGAUUGACUCAACAGAAGCCAAACUUGACAUUUCGGAGGAAGAAUUUAUUUCACCCUGGCACUCUCUGGGCGGCUGCCAAUGGCCUGUGGGUGCAGGUGCUGCUCCCUGUCGCCCACCAUGGGAGACCAGCCCGUACGUGGGGGCUGGUGCCUACACAGUGCUGAGGGUCAGCGAGGGCUGCCUGGAGCAAGCGAGGUGCUCCCUGGGUCACGUAUCUGACCUGCAUGGCCGCGACACAACAUCCCUGCCUGGAUUUGAGAACCUCACCAUGGGAUACAACAAAUACCUCAGGCCCUACUUUGGUGGAGAACCUGUUCAAAUUGCCAUGAGCCUGGACAUUGCAAGUAUUUCUAGUAUAUCUGAAAGCGACAUGGAUUACACAGCUACUAUAUAUUUGCGGCAGCGCUGGACAGACCCCCGGUUGGUCUUUCAUGGCAACAAGAGCUUCACGCUAGAUGCUCGUCUGGUGGAAUUGCUCUGGGUACCAGACACGUACAUCGUGGAGUCAAAAAGGUCCUUCCUGCACGACGUCACCGUGGGGAACCGCCUCAUAAGAUUGUUCUCUAAUGGCACCAUCUUGUAUGCCUUAAGGUAG